GCCAGCAGUGAACCUUGCGACGAUGACGAGAUAUGCGUCCGACUGGUUCCUCAUGUCACGUACAAUUCGCAAUGCUUUGUCUUUGAUGUGAUUGAGCGGAGCUUACAGCAAGGGGCAGUGCUAAAGUUUGGUCGAUAUAACAAUAGUUGGCAACACGAUUUAAACCGUCUGUCAUUCAAGAGCAAGGUUGUGAGCCGUAGUCAUGCCGAACUUUGGUCGGAGGAUGGGAAGGUCUUUAUCCGAGAUACGGGAUCAUCGAGCGGUACAUUUGUCAAUCGUAUGCGACUAUCUUCUGUAAAAGAGGAUGACGAUUCGAUUCGAGAAGUUUGUGAUGGUGACAUUAUCCAGCUUGGUGUCAAUUAUCAACAGGGAGUUGAGCCUGUGUUUCGUGCAGUUCGCAUGCGACUUCAAGUCAGUCACCUCCGCCACACUACUAACAACAACAACAACAACAGCAGCAACGGAAGCCCAAACAAGCCUACCCAACAACAACAGCCAAAGAACCGUGGAGAUAUGCAAGAAUGCUGCAUUUGUCUCUAUGCCAUCGCACCUUCACAAGCUCUGUUUGUUGCCCCAUGCACCCAUGUUUGUCACUUCAAGUGUUUGCGGCCGUUGGUGGAGCAAAACUUUCCUGCUUUCUCUUGUCCGCUUUGUCGAACUUAUUCUAAUCUCGAUGCCGAGGUCCAGGUGGACGUGGAUGAGGUAUUA
Molecule: messenger RNA, 708 nt
Organism: Zychaea mexicana
Lineage: Eukaryota; Fungi; Mucoromycota; Mucoromycetes; Mucorales; Lichtheimiaceae
Product: SMAD/FHA domain-containing protein
Exons: 3
Biological process (GO): protein ubiquitination; ubiquitin-dependent protein catabolic process; mitotic spindle assembly checkpoint signaling
Cellular component (GO): cytosol; cell division site; ubiquitin ligase complex
Molecular function (GO): ubiquitin protein ligase activity; protein binding
Source: RefSeq, a predicted model, not a curated record